Tachysurus fulvidraco (yellow catfish) is the source of this 1136-nucleotide messenger RNA. Its product is annotated as secretory phospholipase A2 receptor-like. The transcript has 3 exons. The coding region runs from base 91 to 822 and encodes 243 amino acids. Lineage: Eukaryota; Metazoa; Chordata; Actinopteri; Siluriformes; Bagridae. The record is from RefSeq and is a predicted model, not a curated record.
AAUCAUUUCAGUGAGAAAUGGUCUAAUGGUGAUCCUGUAACAUACAGAAAUCUGGCAGGAGAUUGUGGGACAUCGAGCUACUGUGCCAUUAUGAAGGCUGAUGGUUCAUGGGAAAGUCUUCAGUGCACAGUGACUAAACAUUUCAUGUGCUAUGAACAAGAUGCUUCCUCACAGACUCGUAAUUAUCAUCUAAUCCUUGAGACUAAGACCUGGUAUGAAGCUCAGCGUUACUGUAGACAGAGAUACACUGACCUGGUCAGCAUCAGAGAUCAGCAGCACAAUGAAGAGGUGAGGAUUAAAGGGUUAAACAGCAGCACACCCUUCUGGAUCGGCCUGCUGUGUGAUGACUGGCAGUGGAGUGAUGGAGGAAUCUCUGCGUACAGAAACUGGGAUAGCAAUCAAUCUCUACCACAAAACAAAUGUGCAAAAGUGAGAGGAGAGAGAUGGCACUCAGUCCCUUGCAGAAAUUAUUACUCUGCUUUGUGCUACUACUACAAUUACAUCCAUGUGAGUGAAGAGGCUCUGAGCUGGGAGAAAGCGCUGGAUUACUGUGAUAAAGGGAACAGAGCUGGAUUUCUGAUCAUCGAUUCUCAAGCUGAACAGGAACAGUUAGAGUCUGAGCUCAUGAGGAGACGUGUCCCUCCAGGGUCUCUGUGGGUGGGGCUUGGACCAAACCGUCUCUCUGAGCUGAAGGUGUCCUCUGGUCCGCUGACCUGCGAGGAUAUACAGAGACAGAGCGAAGCUGACACACACACUGCAGACGCAGCACCAGAUUAUGUGAUGGACUCCACUGAACUUCGAGUCGUGUGUAAACUGAAGUAAAGUUGUUUCAUACAUUAAUGAAAGUUAUUGUGAAAUGUUUACUGUUUUAAUAUUUGUAAUCUUAUAUUACCAACAUAAAAACCUUGAAUAAACACUACUGUUCUUUAAUUAUAAAUAAACAUUCUGUAAUAUAUUAAGAAGUAUAUAUUGAUUCUGAAAUGUAACCUGGUGUUCUGACAGCAAAAAGGUAUCUGCAUUAAUUUUACCCUCAGGCUUAUAUGUUUUUUUACCCUCAGGCUUAUAAGUUUUUUGAAGAUUGAUGUUUUUUUUUUUAAUAAUUUCAUGUGUUCAGCGAAUAAAUAUAAUAAAAAAUC